CUUUCCCUAAGUUGCUUCUGGUCUUCUGUGGCAUAUAAAGGACAACCAUGGGUCUUUUUUUCUCGGAGUCUGAGUCAUGGAAUGUGUAAGAGGGAGGGAUCAUGAUUUGUGUCUACCUGGCUUCCUGUAAAAGCCAGGGAGUCCAGGAUGGUGCUAUUACAGGACGGUGGAGUUGAAGCGUGAGCUCUCACAAGGGACUAACUUGCUCUGGCUGUAGAGACAUGAUUCAGCAUGCUUGGUCCCAGUGCUUAACGUCAACUCUGAUGCAACUUCUGGGAAAAUUCUCGAAUGACCUAAAGCAUGUUAGAAAGGAGCCAACCACAUCCUUCUUUAAAAAUAACCAGAGCGAUAGGUUUGAAGGCACCACACAUUUCACACGCAGAACUUGGAGGAGUCAACCUGGAGCUGACUGGGAAGCCAACUCCCUGAGGAUCAGCUCUCACGGUAUCUAAAGAUGCUGCACAAGCAGCCAAGGGAGAAAAGCAGUAGAUGGACACCAUCACAGAAGUCCACAGCUGGUCAAAACGCAGAGAACCGAAUGUGGGGUGCCCAACCUCACUUGAGACCUCUAGAGACAACCAUCACACCUGAGACUCAGGGGCCAUCACAGAAGAGGGGAUGGAAAAACCGGAAGAGUCAGAGGACCAGGUCAUACGCUGCGGGACUGCGUCUUUUAUACACGACUGGGAAGCUGCACCCACGAAACCUCGACAGUAUGGCUGCCUAAACAAGACCCACACAACGGCAACGGCAGCUGACAUGGCAGUGUGGAGGGGGCAGAUCUCACCGUACUCCUCCCCUGGAUAAAGAACUUCAGACAAUUAAUGGCUGAUGAGAGAUGAAGACUACUUGCUCCAGGGACAUGCUCCCUGAUAGCUUAUCUAGUCCCAAGUGGUCACUCCUAACUAACCACAAACACAUGAGCAACACGAAGUAGACUCAGCAGGCUGUAUUUACACACACAAACACUCUCUCUCUCUCUCUCUCUCUCUCUCUCUCUCUCUCUCUCACACACACACACUCACACACACACUCACACACACAUGUGCACACACCACACACACACUCCCUCUUUUUCUCUCUCUCUCACACACACACUCACACACACUCACACACUCACACACACUCACACACACUCACACACACAUGUGCACACACACGUGCACACACACCACACACACUCACACACACAUGUGCACACACACCACACACUCACACAUAAACACUCUCUCUCUCAUACACACACACCACACUCACACACUCACUCACACACACUCACACACUAAUGAUUAAUAAUAAUUAAGGAAGAAGAGAUUGUGAACUUGAGAAGGAGUAGGGGGCAUAGAGGAGCUGAAGAGGGGGGGAGGGCCGGGUGAAAUGAUGUAAUACGGUACUUAUGGAUGCAAUUCAGAAAUAUGUGCAAAAAAAAGAUAGCCGCAAACUACCAGGUUCGGUGGCACACACUUUCAAUCCCUGCACCUAGGAAGCAGAAGCAGGUGGAUCUCCGGGAGCUGGAGGUCAGCCUGGUUUAUACAGCAAGUUUCAGGCAAACUAGGGCUGUAUAGUGGUGGUGGUGAUGGGGGAAGCAUGGCAAACUGAAAUAUUUUGUUUUCAUUUAAUUCCACUCAGUGAACCAGAACCCCUCAAAAGUGAUCCCAAAUUGAAAAAUUAAAAAAAAUUCACUUCCCAUGAAGUCAACCAAAGGGUUAACCCCGGCGUCCUCUGCUUUAAAAUGAAGGAUGUUGAGAAAGAAGUGUUGCUGCACUGAGCCUUCAAUGUUGCUUGUGCAUGCUUAGCUCUCAUUCCUGAGAGAGCCCAACUCCCUCUGUGAUGUCUCCCAUUGCUGAUUGUUUAAUCUCUGGGAAAAACAGCUGGCAACUCCAAAGGCGCUUGCUUAUCCUCCUCAGUCCAGGGCAGCUAGAAGGUUGGCCAGUAGACGCUAGCUGGCUUUUCCUGUGUUGAUCACCUCUACCUUGAUUUCCACAGAAGAAGCCAUUCUUCAGUAGCAGUCUCGUGGGAGUCCCCUUUUGUUCAGCCUGCCUGUGGUAGCAGGUAACUGGAGGAGGAGAUGCUCCUCGGGCUCAGCUCAAGGAGUGCCCCCCCCCCCCCGUUCCCGCCCCGCCCCCGCUGCAGGGGUAGCGGCUUUCUUGACGUGACAGCAUCCUUUUCUGAAGACUGUUGAUUCUGGUUGCCACCCAGCAGCUUCCGGUUGUGGCGCUUUCAGUCCUGCCCUGCUUCAGCGUGGGUGUGCUCACCCAGUGGAUGCUUGUUUGAUUUAUCUGCAUUGCUGGGAAACCCCCUCUCUCCAGGAGAAAGUUAGAUCCAGGUUGAGGCCAACACUCAUGACGCGGUGAGAACUCGGGGUGAUGAUGUUCUGCAAUGAGAAGAAGCUCCUUGAAGUGGAGCGGGUGGUGAAAGCCAACGACCGUGACUACAAUGAGAAGUUCCAGUAUGCGGAUAAUCGUAUCCACACGUCCAAGUACAACAUUCUCACAUUCUUGCCAAUUAAUUUAUUUGAGCAGUUCCAAAGGGUGGCAAAUGCCUAUUUCCUUUUUCUUCUGAUACUACAGCUCAUUCCAGAAAUCUCUUCCCUGACAUGGUUCACCACCAUCGUGCCCCUGGUCCUGGUGAUCUCGAUGACAGCUGUCAAGGAUGCCACCGACGACUUUUUCCGUCACAAGAGUGAUAAUCAAGUGAAUAACCGGCAGUCUGAGGUGCUCAUUAAUAGCAAACUGCAGAAUGAAAAAUGGAUGAACGUUAAAGUUGGAGACAUCAUUAAAUUAGAAAACAACCAAUUUGUCGCUGCCGACCUGCUGCUCCUGUCAAGCAGUGAGCCACACGGUCUCUGUUACGUUGAAACAGCAGAGCUUGAUGGGGAAACAAACCUGAAAGUUCGUCAAGCACUACCUGUCACCUCAGAACUUGGAGCGGAUAUCAGUAGCCUUGCAAAGUUUGAUGGGAUCGUCAUUUGUGAGGCGCCUAACAACAAGUUAGACAGAUUCUCUGGGGUCCUCUCUUGGAAGGACAGCAAGCACACGCUCAGCAACCAGAAGAUAAUCCUGAGAGGCUGCGUCCUGAGGAACACCAGCUGGUGCUUUGGGAUGGUUCUUUUUGCAGGUCCAGACACUAAACUAAUGCAGAACAGUGGUAAGACAAAGUUCAAAAGGACAAGCAUUGACAGACUGAUGAACACCCUAGUCCUGUGGAUUUUUGGGUUUCUGGUAUGCUUGGGAAUUAUUCUUGCAGUAGGAAAUUCAAUCUGGGAGAGUGAAGUUGGGAACCAGUUCAGAACUUCCCUCUUCUGGAGAGAAGGCGAGAAGAGUUCCUUGUUCUCUGGAUUCUUGACGUUCUGGUCAUAUGUCAUCAUCCUCAACACGCUUGUUCCCAUUUCGUUAUAUGUGAGUGUGGAAGUAAUCCGUCUGGGACACAGCUAUUUUAUAAAUUGGGACCGGAAGAUGUAUUAUGCUGCGAAAGCAAUGCCUGCUGAAGCCCGGACGACCACACUCAAUGAGGAGCUGGGCCAGAUUGAAUAUAUUUUCUCUGACAAAACAGGAACUCUCACCCAAAACAUCAUGACUUUUAAAAAAUGUUCCAUUAAUGGAAGAGUCUACGCAGGUGAAGUGCUAGAUGACCUGGACCAGAAGAAAGAAAUAACCAAGAAAAAGGAGGCUGUGGACUUCUCGGGCAAAUCAAAAUCAGAAAGAACACUCCAUUUCUUUGACCACAGUCUGAUGGAAUCCAUUGAGCUUGGAGACCCCAAAGUCCAUGAAUUCCUUCGCUUACUUGCUCUCUGCCAUACUGUAAUGUCAGAGGAGGACAGCGCAGGACAACUGGUUUACCAAGUUCAAUCACCCGAUGAAGGAGCUCUAGUUACUGCUGCUAGAAAUUUUGGGUUCAUUUUUAAGUCUCGAACCCCAGAGACAAUUACAAUAGAAGAAUUGGGAACGCCAGUUACUUACCAGUUACUCGCCUUUUUGGAUUUCAACAACAUCCGGAAAAGGAUGUCUGUCAUAGUUCGAAACCCAGAAGGACAGAUAAAACUUUAUUCCAAAGGAGCAGAUACUAUUUUGUUUGAAAAACUCCAUCCUUCCAAUGAAGACCUGCUGUCCUUGACAUCAGACCAUCUCAGUGAAUUUGCAGGGGAAGGUCUCCGAACUUUAGCAAUUGCUUAUCGAGAGCUUGAUGACAAGUACUUUAAAAUGUGGCAGAAGAUGCUUGAAGAUGCAAAUUCUGCCAUCGCUGAGAGGGAUGAACGGAUAUCUGGGCUGUAUGAAGAAAUUGAAAGGGAUUUGAUGCUUUUAGGUGCCACAGCUGUAGAAGAUAAAUUACAAGAAGGUGUUAUUGAAACAAUUACAAGUCUAUCACUAGCCAAUAUUAAGAUCUGGAUUCUAACAGGAGACAAACAAGAAACUGCCAUCAAUAUUGGUUAUGCCUGCAAUGUGCUCACAGAUGCCAUGGAUGCUGUGUUUGUGAUAACGGGGAACACGGCCGUGGAAGUGCGAGAAGAACUCAGGAAAGCAAAGGAAAAUUUGCUUGGACAAAACACGAGUUUUUCCAAUGGACAUGCGGUUUAUGAAAACAAGCAACGGUUGGAGUUGGACUCGGGUGCAGGGGAGACUGUGACAGGAGAAUAUGCCUUAGUCAUAAACGGCCACAGUUUGGCCCAUGCCCUAGAAAGCGAUGUCGAGAAAGAUCUUUUGGAGCUCGCCUGCGUGUGUAAGACGGUGGUCUGCUGCAGGGUCACUCCACUCCAGAAAGCUCAAGUAGUGGAGUUGGUAAAAAAGCACAGAAAUGCUGUGACAUUGGCCAUCGGCGAUGGGGCCAACGAUGUCAGCAUGAUUAAAAGUGCCCACAUUGGUAUUGGCAUCAGUGGCCAGGAAGGACUGCAAGCGGUCUUAGCCAGCGACUAUGCGUUGGCUCAGUUUAGAUAUCUCCAGCGGCUGCUUCUUGUUCACGGAAGGUGGUCCUAUUACAGGAUGUGCAAGUUUUUAUGCUAUUUCUUCUACAAGAACUUUGCGUUCACCCUCGUGCAUUUCUGGUUCGCCUUCUACUGUGGUUUCUCGGCCCAGACUGUCUACGACCAGUGGUUCAUCACUCUUUUUAACAUCGUUUACACAUCGCUCCCCGUUUUAGCCAUGGGAGUUUUUGAUCAGGACGUAAGUGAGCAGAACAGCAUGGACUGCCCUCAGCUCUACGAACCUGGACAACUGAAUCUCCUUUUUAACAAGCGAAGAUUUUUCAUCUGUGUGGCACAUGGAAUUUACACCUCAUUAAUCCUUUUCUUCAUUCCCUACGGCGCCUUUUACAAUGUGGCUGCAGAAGAUGGGCAACACAUUGCUGACUACCAGUCCUUUGCAGUUACUGUGGCCACAUCUUUGGUCAUUGUGGUCAGCGUCCAGAUAGCUUUGGACACGAGUUAUUGGACCGUGGUUAAUCACGUCUUCAUCUGGGGCAGCGUUGCUACCUAUUUCUCCAUUUUACUUGCUAUGCACAGUGAUGGUGUCUUUGGAAUCUUCCCUCGUCAGUUCCCCUUUGUUGGAAAUGCACGGCGCUCCCUGAGCCAGAAAUUUGUUUGGCUCGUGGUUCUCUUGACAGCAGUGACAUCAGUCAUGCCAGUUGUGGUGUUCAGAUUUCUGAAGAUGCAUUUAUACCCAAGCUUGAGUGAUCAGAUCCGCCGGUGGCAGAAGGCUCAGAGAAAGGAAAGGCCCCUGCGAAGCCGAAGGCCUCAGACCCGCAGGUCAAGCUCCAGAAGAUCCGGAUACGCGUUUGCUCACCAAGAGGGAUACGGAGAGCUCAUCACAUCUGGAAAAAAUAUGCGAGCUAAAAGUCCAGCCCCAACAUCAGGGCUGGAAAAGAUGCUUUAUAGUAACACAAGCUGGAUUGGAAAUUUAUGUAAGAAAACCACAGACGUGGUGAGCGGCUUUAGUCAUGAUAAGACAGUGAAACUGUGAGUCGAGAGGGAACUUGACCACAAGCCGUCUUUUCACCUCAUCUGGGGCUGAGCUUAGGCUGCUCGGGGGCCAAGAGCAGGGCAGAUCACAUUGCUUAACUUAAAUCCGUGGCCUCCAGCUGCCAACGCCUGUCAGAUAGUGAUGUUUUCUGCAGGAUUCCUUGCCAGAUGGGCACUGUCCAAUCUGUGAUUCUGUGGACCAAGGCCUCAUGGGACAAGUACAGAUUUUUAUUAACUUAAACACCAAUCCAUACAAACUUUGAAUCUUAUUUAUGGAAAAGAGACUUGUAAAUUAGCAUCUAUGUUAGAUGGUCCUUAGGUAUGUAAAAGGGUACGUUCCAAUGGUGUGUUUCAACCAAAAAACGCAUGUCGACAGAUAUGCCAUGUAUGUGAAGAGCUACUUUUCCAAAUGCAAUUACAGAAUUUAAAGCAUGCAGUGUGGUGCUCUCAGAUUGAGAGUCAGCCUUUCUCUAGACUUGAGCUCCCCUUUCCAGGACAACAACGCCUUCCAUGCCCGAACAAUGCAUUAAAACGUCUGUCUGUUAUACAAACAGGGGCAAAAUAAAGCAACUGAAUGUCCCUGGAGAGGGACUGCAAACACGGUCUGAUUUAUAGAGUGUUCAGACUGUUCCCCAUGGGGACACAAUCCCAGAGUGGCUCCUCUAACGUCCCUAAUGUUUCAAUGACUUGUGUGACAAUGUCAGUAGCAAUCUGCUGCACGCAGAACUGUCAGAGGGAUAGAACACUGCCCUUUAUUGACAGUGUUCCAUGCAGCCCGUGGGCAAAUGCUGCUGACAGAUUCCAUUUUAAAACUUGAGAAUUAAAAGGAAGCGAGUCAAUGGGCAGUCUCUACUGUUAAAUAGUCCACUCAGGAGUAGACCAUUGAGACUCAGUUCCUUUUAGCAACUAGCUGUCCUGUUUAUGACUCAAACAUACAUCUAAAUGCAUAGAUGCAUAGAUGAAGCUGAUUUUUACAACAGACAUUGCAGCCCAAUUUGGGGAUUGAUAGGCGAGUCACUAGCAUAUUUCCUUUAUAAGGUUCUGUGUUCAAAUCGCUGCUGACGCCCACUUACCUCUGUGAUGGGGAGGUGAUGUGCCUUUCCCGAGACUCAGUUUCCUCCUCUACAAAAUGAGGAUGCACUACCUACCUCACAUGGUUGAUGACCAUCAAGCACAAAUAUUCGAAUCAUUAGAAACAUAGUUCUCACAAGUGCUGUAGAAGUUAGGGUUUAGCUAGCUCAUCAUCAGAGCCGCAGAGCAACUGGAGAGACAUCAGGACCUGGGACACCCGUCGAGAGUGGGGCUGUCAAAGAAAUGAGGCUGCUAAGAAGGAUAGAAAGCGAAUAAAACUGUAGCCUGGGGAAUAGAUUUAUCCUCAAGGAGGUAAAGCAAACCAAAUCGAAAACGGCAAACAAACACUCAUGGUUUCCAAACAUCAGCCUUUAGCACUCUAGCCUUCUUUCUCUGGUUCCCAGUCAAUUGCUGAUCAACCAAAACUACUUUCCACAAAGAGCUUUUAAUCUUGUGCCAUCUUGAUAGAUGAUGUGCUGAGAUGGUGUUAAUAGGUCAGUGUCCCCUGCCCAGUUCCUUUUGAUUUCUAAGCCUAAUUUUUCCUAAUAUAUAAUCUGUAGGCAGUAGCCUAAUACCUGAAGCCUUUACCCAGAGCAAAUGCUUGUAGCUCUUCCUUUUUCUAUACAUAUCUACCUAGGAAAAAAAGGUGAGAUUUUCAUGUCUAAAAAUCAGCUUCAGUGUGCUUAUGUUUUAUAACAAUUUUGAAAACUUUGAAAAUUUCCAAUAAAUCUGUUGCCAUCA
Rattus norvegicus (Norway rat) is the source of this 7762-nucleotide messenger RNA. NCBI's taxonomy places the organism in Eukaryota, Metazoa, Chordata, Mammalia, Rodentia, Muridae. The record is from RefSeq and is a predicted model, not a curated record.